AUGAAUAUUAAGAAUUUAUUAUUGUUCGUGCUUUCUCUGCUGCAUUGUUUAGCAGUAGAGGGCUUAAGUUUUACUGUUACAUCCAAAAUUUAUAUGGAUGUUAAACACCAAAAGAAAUCAUUAGGUCGCAUUGUAUUCGGUUUAUUUGGUAAGAAUUCCCCAAAAACUGUGACAAAUUUUCGGCAUAUAUGCUUGCGGGGCAUAAAUGGUUCCACAUAUGUGGGCUCCAAUUUUCAUCGUGUCAUAAAUCGUUUCCUUAUACAAGGCGGUGAUAUUAUUAACGGCGACGGUACCGGUUCUACGAGCAUAUAUGGAGAUUAUUUUGAAGAUGAAGACAUAGAAAUUGAACAUAAUCGUCCCGGUUAUUUGGGGAUGGCUAAUCGGGGACCAGACACAAAUGGCUGUCAAUUCUAUGUGACAACAGUAGCUGCACAGUGGUUGAAUGGCAAACAUAUAAUGAAAUGUAAUAUAUAA
Messenger RNA from Glossina fuscipes, 474 nucleotides. RefSeq names its product peptidyl-prolyl cis-trans isomerase, rhodopsin-specific isozyme-like. The coding region runs from base 1 to 474 and encodes 157 amino acids. Lineage: Eukaryota; Metazoa; Arthropoda; Insecta; Diptera; Glossinidae. Gene Ontology annotation, cellular component: intracellular membrane-bounded organelle. Gene Ontology annotation, molecular function: peptidyl-prolyl cis-trans isomerase activity. The transcript has a single exon. The record is from RefSeq and is a predicted model, not a curated record. Gene Ontology annotation, biological process: protein peptidyl-prolyl isomerization; protein folding.